Penicillium angulare is the source of this 1491-nucleotide messenger RNA. Its product is annotated as Zn(II)2Cys6 transcription factor. The record is from RefSeq and is a predicted model, not a curated record. The transcript has 8 exons. Gene Ontology annotation, biological process: positive regulation of transcription by RNA polymerase II. NCBI's taxonomy places the organism in Eukaryota, Fungi, Ascomycota, Eurotiomycetes, Eurotiales, Aspergillaceae. The coding region runs from base 1 to 1491 and encodes 496 amino acids. Gene Ontology annotation, cellular component: nucleus. Gene Ontology annotation, molecular function: transcription cis-regulatory region binding; zinc ion binding; DNA-binding transcription factor activity, RNA polymerase II-specific.
AUGGACUCGGCAAGGAGUACACGCAGUACGGACCGCAGCAGGCGUGGAACUUCGCGGAAGAAGACAGGAUGUGCGACCUGCAAAUCCAGGCACACGCGGUGCGAUGAGAAAACCCCGGUAUGUAACAAUUGCGAGCGUCUCGGUCUUCAAUGCCGUCCGUCCGAGUUCAUCACCCAGUCGACGUGGAGUAGCAUUCUUUCUACCGAUCCACCUCCCGGGGAGGAACGCGAAACCGACUCGACGUCUACCUUCUCCAAGUUCCUGCCGUCAUUCAGCCCCCAGGCCACACGGGCGUCAUCCAAAGGGAGCGCCAGUGAGCUUUCCAGCUCCUUGACGCCUUCCAAUCAAGCAACUGUGGCAUCUCAAUCAUCCCGCUCACUAUCACGCCCGUCUUCAUCCGGAAUAUCGGUGGAACUGAACGACGAGGUGAUCACCUUGCUCAACACCUUCCGUGCCGGCUUGGCGACAUGGAUGGACGUAUUCGACUUUGACAAAACAUACGAAAGAGAGGUUUCUAGACGUGCUUUGCACUCAGAUUUCCUGCUCCGCUGCAUCUGCGCCUUUACUGCGCGGAAUCUUUCCCUGCUAGUCUCGGGCGAGGUUUGGUCCCCGAUCGCCUCCAGGUAUUAUGGCGAAGCACUGAAUUAUAUGAUCGUGGCGCUAAGCUGCGGAGAGCCAGACAGCGAUGCACUCACUGCGGCUAUUUUAUUAAGUAGUUAUGAGGCUUUGGCGGCAUCCAGGACUUCUCAUCAAUCCCAUUACAAAGGCGCCAUGAGUUUGAUCAUCACCCGGGGAAUCUCUGCGAGCUCCAUUGGAUUGGACAAGGCCAACUUCUUCAUUUACAUGCGCCAUGAAAUCACGAUCGCUUUGAGUAACCAGGAGCCCCUUCAAUUUGACCCAAAGAGAUGGAAUAUCACAAAACCAGGGGCAAGGGCAUGGGAAGAUCACCUCGCAAACUAUUUAAUGUUAUUGAUUGGCCAUAUUGUAAACCUUAUCUACAAGGGAAUUGAGUCGCCGUCUGACCGAACAAGGUUGAAAGAUCAGGUGGACGAGUGGUAUGAUACCACCACAGAAGAAUUCCGGGGUAUAGCGUAUGGCGAGGUAUCCGAGAGUGGAUUUCAGAAAAUUUUCUUCCCAGUCCCUGCCUCAGCUGCUGCAAUUUUAUGGUUUCAUGCGGCCCAGAUUCUGCUUUUUGCAGAAGGGGACACGUUCAGCCCGUCGAGUAGUCUGUCGAAAAUCAAGGUCCAGGAGCAUGCUAAAUCUAUUAUCAAUAUUGCCUCUUCGGAGCUACCUGCCAGCGCUCGUUGCUUUGCCAUAACACCAAUAUAUAUUGCGGGCAAACAUAUUCACGAGAGGGAUUGGAUACUGUACCCAAGACAAGAUACGAUCUUUGGAACGAAUGAUGCAUCGGAACGACUUUACAGUGUGCCGACCGCUUUCGCCUUCCAUGUCGAAUACAUAGAGAAGCUGUUUCAAACCCUAAUCAUGUGA